AUGCUCCGUCGGUCUUUGAAACCUUUUCCUCUUCGUAUCCCCUCUCCUUCCUCCCCCUCUACUUCGCGACUCAACUCUUUCUCCGCUGCCCCGAAGCGACUGAGUAGCCGGCCAUACUCUACCGCAGAAUCUCUUCCCACCCACCUCCCACCACCACAAACCCAACGCUCCCGUCUCCGCCGCUUCAUCGGCUUCACCUCACUCGCCGUCUUCGCAUUCACCGUCGGACUCACCUACCAAACCCAACUCACCCUCUCACGCAUAAUGGCCGCCCCAACCGAAGAAGAGACCCUGACGGCAUUCAUCGCCACCGAUCCCAUGACCGCAAAGAUUGACAGCACCCUGCGCACCCACCCCGUCGCAGAGGCUCUCCGCGCAAACUCCGAAUACACCGAAGCCCGCCCACACCUCACUAUCCCCGGCCCUCUGCGCGAGCGCAACCUGACCGCCGGAACGUUAGCCGGACCGGGGAAGAUCGUCGUGCCGCCAUAUGUCUUCAGUGAGCGCGACGGCAAGAGUAUGAUCUCGCUCAUGUAUCUCGGCGGUGAUGUCUGCGGUCAUCAGGGGAUUAUUCAUGGUGGUCUACUGGCUACAUUGUUGGAUGAGGGUUUGGCGCGUUGUUGUUUCCCCGCGCUGCCCAAUGGGGUGGGUGUUACGGCCAAUUUGAAUAUCGAUUACCGUGCGCCUGCUAUGGCGAAUCAGUAUGUUGCUCUUCGUGCGCAGACGGUUAAGGUUGAGGGCCGUAAGGCGUGGGUAGAAGGUCGUAUUGAGACUCUUCCCAUUGAUGAGAGCGAGCCGGUUGUUUUGGUUGAGGCCAAGGCUUUGUUCAUUGAGCCUCGGCAAGCUGCUGUAAGUAAUUCUGUCGGCUUUUUUUUUUUGACUUUGGGCUAA
Molecule: messenger RNA, 891 nt
Organism: Penicillium coprophilum
Lineage: Eukaryota; Fungi; Ascomycota; Eurotiomycetes; Eurotiales; Aspergillaceae
Product: PaaI family thioesterase
Exons: 2
Coding region: 1-891 (296 amino acids)
Source: RefSeq, a predicted model, not a curated record